This is a messenger RNA of Prinia subflava (tawny-flanked prinia), 4355 nucleotides long. It is a transcript of the gene ACAD10, whose product is annotated as acyl-CoA dehydrogenase family member 10. The transcript has 15 exons. Bases 1 to 2145 code for a protein of 714 amino acids. The record is from RefSeq and is a predicted model, not a curated record. Lineage: Eukaryota; Metazoa; Chordata; Aves; Passeriformes; Cisticolidae.
AUGAGCUCCGGGGGCCGCCGCCGACCGGGACCGGCACCGGCGCCGCUUCCGCCUCCCGCACCUUUCCCCUCUGACCCCGUGACGUCAUGGCGCGGUGACGUAGCGGGCGGCGCGGCGGCGGCGGCGGCAGCGCGCGGGGGGCUGCGAGGGGCGGCCGCUGCUUCUCGCGAGAGUUCGAGCAUGUACCUGAGGAGCGCUGCCCGUGCCCAGAACCUUCUGUGUGCCGGGGUCCAGCGGCUGCUGCUGACCCAGCCGCAGUCCAGAGGCGUCUCUCACAAAGCCGUCAUCUUCGAGGAGAGCGGGGUGCUGCUCCCAGCCCCUCACAGGACAGCCACAGACUGGGAGGCCCAGAGCUGCAUUCCAGCCGGCACCAUCCAGCAAGCUGCACUGUGUGGAGAGGAGAACAGCCUCUCUCUCCAGUAUUCCAGAGGAGAGCUGACAGCUGUGGAGUUCCUGCAGGAGUUGGGACAGCAGUGCUUUGAGAUUGCAAAUGUCCGCGUUCCAGUGCACUCCUUUCUCCGGGAUUUAAUCCACAAUGAGGUGAUAAAACAGCUCCCCAUAAUGGCAGAAGCAGCUCAGUGUAUCCGGGCAGAAGGGCUGAAGACAGCUCUGCUGAGCCACAGCUUGUGCCUGAGGGGUGGAGAGAGGUUCCUGCCCCUGGACCAGCAGCACUUUGAUGUGGUGGUUGAAUCACACCAGGAAGGGAUGCGCAGGCCAAAUCCUGGGAUCUACAGGCUCUGCUUGGAGCGCCUGGGUGUCCAGCCCCAGGAAUCCAUCCUGCUGGACAGCAGCAGCCAGAACCUGAAGGCAGCAGCCCAGCUUGGCAUGAAAACAGUGAAGGUUGAUGAUCCAGAGGCAGCACUCAGAGAGCUGGAAGCCCACCUGGGGUUUCCUUUGCGAGGGUUUGUUCCCUAUACUCGUGCAGUGAGACCGGGCAUGGAAAUCCCAAAGGAUCGUCUGCAAAAGUACCUCGAGGAUGUUCUUGGUGCCCACCCAACAGCCCCACUGGAGCUACGGCAGUUUGACCACGGAGACUCCACCCGGAGCUAUUUGGUGAAGUUUAGAGGUCAUUUGCUGGUGCUGAAGAAGGAGGAGGAGCCUCCCUCAGGCCCCUCAGGCCCUUCUGUCCCAAGGGAAUACAGGAUCCUGAAGGCUCUGGCUGAGGCUGGUGUUCCUGUGCCCCCUGUGCUUGCUCUCUGCGAGGACAGAAGCAUCCUUGGCACUCCUUUCUACCUGCUGGAGCACCGUGCUGGCCACGUCCACCGCGCCGCGGCGCUGCCCGCGGUGCCGCCGCGCCGGCGCAGGGCCUGCUACGCGGCCAUGGCACAGGUCCUGGCCAGGAUCCAUGGCCUGGACCUCGGAGCUGCCAAGCUGCAGGACCUCGGGGAGCACGGAAAUUACAUCCAGCAGCAGGUUGAGACCUGGACAAGGCAGUAUCGAGCUGUGGAAACUCACCUGAUCCCAGCGAUGGAGAGGCUCAUCCAGUGGCUGCCUCUGCAUUUUCCUGAAUCCCACAAGACAACAGUGGUGCACGGUGAUUUCAGGAUGGACCACCUGGUCUUUCAUCCAGACAGGCCAGAAGUCCUUGCUGUGCUGGGCUGGAGGUUUGCCACUCUAGGAGAUCCCAUGUGUGAUUUGGCGAAUAGCUGUGUGAGCUUCUUCCUGCCAGCCCACUUUGGUGCCCGCAGAGGCUUGAGGGACUGUGACUUGGGGCACCUGGGGAUUCCCACGGCAGAGGAGUAUUCCCAGCUGUACUGUGGCCACGCGGGAGCAGAGCGCCCGGAGAACUGGAAUUUCUACCUGGCCUUUGCCUUUUUCCGCCUGGCUGUGGUGCUGCAGGGACGUCACCGUGGCUCCCUGGCAGGGAGGCCAGCUCCAGGUGACAGCAGCCCCAAGGACGCAGAGUUUGUGGCCGAGCUGGCUUGGGAUUUUGCCGUUAAAGAAGGAUUCCGCGUGUUUGAGAACCUCCCGCCCACAAAGCUGCUCGCACGACAUUGCAGCACCUGGGCGGGGCGAGGGCCGUCCCUGGGCAGGAGUUUCAGCACCUGGGCACGGCCUGGGGCAGCCCCCGUGCCCAGAGUCCCCCUGGACACGUCCUCUGCCAGAACUGCAGGCAGAGUGCCAGGACCAAGGCACUGGUGCUGAUGGCUGCCAUGGAUCAGAGCACCAAGCACAUCUCUUCAGCACAACCUCCAGCAAUCUGCAGGUGCUGAGAGAGUCUAUGGUGGUGGAAGAAACUGAAUCCAGUCCUCGAGGUCUCUGGAUUCAGAGGAGACUCCAUUGCUGAGGCAGUGCCUGCCCUGUGGAGCUGGGAGAAACUGGGAGGACACCCUGGUCCCAUGAGUGUGGUGGGGUCUCUUUGGAGACCACGGAAGAUGCAGACUGGAUCUUUGGGAGCUUUCAGUGUUUUACAGAGGCCAGAGCAAGGAGAGAGCUGUGGGAACAACUACGGUAACUUUAUGAGCAUGAGCAAUUUAUAUGUUGUAUUAAUUAAGUAUUAAAGUAAUGGGUACGGUUCUUUGGGCUCUCCUGCUCCUGCAGCGUGGGUGCAGCCUCACAGCGCCUCUGCCCAGGGUGGCCGCUGCCUCCCAGCCCUCAGGGGCUCCAGGGGCGCUGCACAGAGCCCUGGGGGCCGUGCUGGCGCUCAGCGCCAGGACCGUGCGGCUGGAGGGAAGCCGGUAACCUGAGCCCUGGAUUCUCCCAAGCUCCAGGGUGAAAUUCCACCUCGGCCUCAGGCAUUUGGCUCUGCUGUGGAAGGGGGAGGGAGCCGGGCCUGCCUCUGCCCAGCCCAGACAUUUGGGAUGGGUUCCCAGCAGGCACCUGACUCCCGCACCUCCUACCUCCUCCGGGCGGGCUCGGGGGGCUCAGGAAGGCUUUUAGUGCCGCUGGAUCUGCCUCCAGGCCCCGGGGGAGGGACGGGGCUGCUCGAGGGGACCAAAAGCUUUAUUUAACACAGGACUGGUGCUCAAUGUCGUGCGUUGUCCAUGCCGGGAUCAGCAGAAGACAGACAGGAUACGAAUGAGGGCUUAGCCCCGAGCUGGAGCUCAGCUCUGUGCCCUGGGGACCCCUCGAGCCGUUCCCUCGGGGCACAGCUCUGCAGGCAGAGCAGGUCUGGCAGCUCCCACCGGUGGUUUUACAGCAGGGCUGUAGCAGGAGGGAGAACACGUCGGAACAAGAGGUCCCUGCGAGUGCCACUUUCUAAAGAGCUGUCCGGGAACCCGUCACCCUUCAAAGGAUACGGGCGGACAAGGAUGAGGGAGGCUGAGAUCCAGCACAAGAGGAUUUCUUUUCAGCUGAUCCGGGGAACACACGGCCUAAUCCUGCUGGAUAACCUCGGGCAGGCGUUUUGCCUUCUCUGGGCUGUGCUGUCCUCCCUGCACAACGGGGCUGAUCCUCGCCUCUGCUGAGAGAAACGCCUGGAACGUGCAAAUGCAGGAACCUCCAGCAAGAUUUUCUGCGACCUGGGUCGUCCACGGUGAAACUGUUCCUGAACUCACAUAUUCUCCAAAUUUCCUGUCCCCUUUAGUAAACCAGGGCCAUCGCUGUCACCCUUCACAGACCCCUCACUGGGUCUCAUACGAGUUAAUACCACUGGUAUUUUUUUUUUAGGGGUUAAAAACUCUUUGUAUUUUUGGUCUGUGGCUUCCUUAGCAAUGGUGAUGAUAACCCGAGCACACCUCUGUUCCCUGCACGUGAGUCUGCACUUGGAUACGCUGAAGUUGCACAAGGCAUGUAAAACAAACCAAAAAAAAGCCCUUUAGCCAUUGUUGGGAGCGAUUUCACAAAGCCUCUCAUUUGCAUUCACCGAGAAGCUCCCUGUUGUGAAAGCGCUGCCCUGGCUUUGUUCCCGCCACACGGGAGGGUUUUUGGGUGCCCGGGUGGACGGUAAUGGUGGCACAUCCGUGGAACCGGGAGUCCAGGACCCAAAUUCUCCCUCACCAUCCUCUCGCAAAAGUUACCAGCGCAGCGGAGACGUUUCUGGGGUUUUUCCCCCUCUUUUUUCCUAAUUGCUGCCUCCAAUGAGGCACAAAGUUCCCUGAGCAUGGACGGGAGAGGACAGAGAUGGGACAGGGACGGGGCCCGGGACAGGGACAGGGACAGUCAGCGCCCGUGCUGGACACGGAUGAGGCACCAAACUAAGCCCGAUUUGAACUGAACUGAGCUGAACCGAGCCGAACGGUGCUGAGCUGUGCCGAACCCAGCUGAGCCACGCCACGCUGAUCCGAACGGGACCGUGCUGAACUGAGCUGAACUGAGCUGAGCCAAACUGUGCUGCUCGAACCGAGCCGGAUCAAGCCUAUGGAUACUGAGGUGGUUCUACUCGUGCCGAGCCAAACCGAGCCGAGGUGGGCGGU